Lodderomyces pseudojiufengensis is the source of this 1410-nucleotide messenger RNA. RefSeq lists its product as uncharacterized. The record is from RefSeq and is a predicted model, not a curated record. NCBI's taxonomy places the organism in Eukaryota, Fungi, Ascomycota, Pichiomycetes, Serinales, Debaryomycetaceae. The transcript has a single exon. Bases 1 to 1410 code for a protein of 469 amino acids.
AUGGAAAGUCGAGAAAACGAUAACAAUAACAAAUAUCCACAACGACAGGAAUCUUUGCAACAAUUGCAACAAAAUUCUAUACCAACCAAUAAUGUUUAUCCUCAAGUUCAAAAUUAUCAUUUUCAACCCACAUCCAACAAUAAUGUAUCGACUAACCCAUCCAUUUUAUACAAUCAAAAUCAAAUUGUACCAUCAAAUAUUCAAUAUACCAAUCAAACCUCUGAAAAUCAAUCACAACAACAAUCUAGGCAAAAUUCUUUAGCAACAAAUGCAUCUUCAUCAGAAUAUGAUUCAGCUACUAGUAAAACAGAUUAUCAUCAAUCUAAUAGAUCACAACCCAAUUACAGUAGAUCUAGUCAAACUCAAUAUUCUUUACCUUCAUUUUAUUCAUCUACAUACUCUGUUCAAAAUCAACCACAAAUUAUCAGCUCAAGUCAACCUCAUUUACCACAAGUACAAUCAUUGCAACAACCUCCCAAUCUAGAGUCUCAAAGUAUAUAUCAUCAAGUACCUUCGAUAAAUCAAUAUAAUGAUCAUCACAAUGUACUACCUCAAUAUCAAUCGAAUUACCAACCUCAUCAACCUACUCAACCUGUUCAGCAGCAACAAUUACCUUCACAAAUUCAAUCACAACUACCUCAACAACAACAACAACAUUAUCAAAAUGCUACUCCAUUUCCUUUACAUCAACCACAAAUUUAUCACCAAGUCCAACAACAAAAUCUACUACCGCAUCCACAAAUUCAGUAUCAAUAUUCACAACAGAACGUAUUGCAACAACAACAACAACAACAACAACAACAACAACAGCAGCAGCAGAUUCCACCACCACCACAACAACACCAACAACAGGUACCGCCGCAACAACUACAGCAACAGAUACCAUCCCAGCAACUCCAACAACAACAACGACAAUAUUAUCCACAACAUACAUAUCAAUCAUCAAGCCUACUACCGACAACUUUACAAUUACCACAAAAUAUAGAUCUUAAUCAAUAUCCAGAUAUGACAACAUUAAUAAAUUCAAAUACAUCAAUGAUAUUACCACAAAUAGAAAGUCAAUUUAUUGAUUUUAAAAAAUGUUCAAUAUGUGGUAAAAAAAUAACAAGAGAUAUGUCAAGACAUUUGAGAACUCAUCAAUUUGAAAGUAGAUUUAAUUGUAAAUUCCCCAAAAAUCAAUGUAAUCAUAAACUGGGUAAAUUUAAUCGUCCUUAUGAUUUUAAAAAACAUUUAUUAAAUAGACAUUUUAUAUUUGAUAAUCCUUCAAUUAAAAAAUUACAUAAUUUAAAUGAUAAAUUAAAUCAUUGGGGUAAUUGUCCUUGUGGAUUAAGAUAUAUUGCUAAUGAUUGGUUAAAUUUACAUAUUUUAACUACAGAUCGUAGAAUGAGAUGUAAUUUGAUAGAAGAUUAG